This is a messenger RNA of Tribolium madens (black flour beetle), 1800 nucleotides long. RefSeq names its product cytochrome P450 9e2-like (gene CYP9Z4). Gene Ontology annotation, molecular function: heme binding; monooxygenase activity; iron ion binding. The record is from RefSeq and is a predicted model, not a curated record. The coding region runs from base 69 to 1718 and encodes 549 amino acids. Lineage: Eukaryota; Metazoa; Arthropoda; Insecta; Coleoptera; Tenebrionidae. The transcript has 3 exons.
GAUCAUCAUAGAUCAGUCGUAUUUAUAUUCGCGGAUAAGACGCACAUCCCUUAGAAACAGUGUCCAAAAUGUUGUGGAUUGUAGUUUCAAUUGCAAUAAUUGCACUUUCUUACUGGUUCCUAAUUCGUCCAUUGAAGUACUGGUCUGAUCAAGGUGUAGAGCAAGGAAACCCAGUGCCCAUAUUUGGGCACAGUUUGGGUACUAUUAUACAUACACAGUCUUUUGCUGAUAUGGUUCAAAUGGUAUAUAACAUUGCACCUGGUGCCAGAUAUAGUGGAAUGUACCAAUUUCUUAUACCAACUCUCGUACUGAAAGAUCCAGAUUUGAUUAAACAAAUAACUGUAAAAGAUUUUGAUUCCUUUUUAAAUCAUCGUAGUUUUAUUCCUGAAGACGUUGACCCAUUGUGGAGCAAAAACCUUUUCUCUUUGACUAAUCAAAAGUGGAGGGACAUGAGGAGUACUCUCAGUCCAGCUUUCACUAGUAGCAAAAUGAAAUACAUGUUUACGUUAAUAUCCGAAAGUGCUGAACAAUUUAUUGAUCACUUUUUAAAACAGAAGGAUAAUAUAAUUACAAUUGAAAUGAAAGAUACUUUUACCAGAUUUACGAAUGAUGUUAUCGCAAAUACAGCUUUUGGUGUAAAAGUUAAUUCAGUGAGAGAACGCAAUAAUGAAUUUUAUUUAAGGGGAAUAGAAGCAACAGAUUUUAGAGGGUUUUGGCAAAAUUUAAAAUUUCUUGUAGUUAUAACAUGUCCAGCGUUGUUUCGAGUAAUUAUUAAAAAACUAAAUUUGCAGAACCCAUAUUUAAUUGCGAAUUUUCAGUAUUUAGGUGUAACUUUCUUUCCCAAACAAGUUAGCAUCUUCUUUCGAAAACUUGUCAAGGAUAACAUUGCCAAUAGAGAAAAACAUGGAAUUGUUAGACCUGACAUGAUCAAUCUUUUAUUGGAAGCAAGAAAAAAUGGUUUUAAACAUGAAGAACGAGAACAAACUUUGGACACUGGUUUUGCCACAGUUGAAGAAUCAGAUAUCGGUAAAAACGGAACGGUCAAACAACAAAUAACCGACGAAGAUAUAACAGCUCAAGCUCUUCUCUUUUUCUUUGGCGGUUUUGACUCAGUUUCUUCAUUAAUGUGCUUCAUGUCUUACGAACUCGGAACCAAUCCUGACAUUCAGGAAAAACUCCGUCAAGAAAUUGACGAAACUUUAGAAUCCUGCAAUGGAAAACUAACAUAUGAAGCUUUGAUGAAAAUGAAAUAUAUGGACAUGGUGAUAUCUGAAACGUUAAGACUUUGGCCAACAGCUGUUGCUGCCGACCGUGUUUGCAAUAAACCCUACACUAUUGAGCCUAAAAAUCCGGCAGAAAAACCAAUCCAUUUGCCGAAAAAUUCAGUCGUGUGGUUGCCAAUUUUUGCCAUUCAUAGAGAUCCGGAGUAUUUUCCAGAACCUAACCGUUUUGAUCCGGAGAGAUUCAGUGAUGAAAAUAAAAAUAAUAUUAAACCUUAUACAUAUAUGCCAUUUGGGGCCGGGCCUAGGAAUUGCAUUGGAUCCAGAUUUGCCCUUCUUGAAACCAAAGCUCUGUUUUUCCAUAUUUUGUCCAAAUUUGAGAUUGUACCAGUCGAGAAAACAGAAAUCCCACUACAACUCAAUAGGAAGUCGUUCAGUAUGACGGCCGAAAACGGAUUUUGGUUUGGGCUCAAACGACGUGAAAAUAAUAAAGAAUAAGCAGACUAGUUGUCAGUUUUUUUCCAUUGUUUAAUUAAUGUUGUAUACGCAUUUAAAACUAAAUACAUAUAUAAAGUUAAAA